CCGCUGUCUCGCGCUUCAUCAGCGAAAUGACACAUUUUAGGAAGUGGUUUCAGCGAGAGGAACAGCUGCAUUUUGACAGAAAGGGACAUAAAAUCUCAGCUGAUCCGGUGGAUAAUGGGAAGAAUCACAGCGUGCAUCUGGAGACAUGCCGUCCACUUUCUUUGAUGUGCUGUGCAUUUGUCCAAUAAAGCACGCAGACAAACUGACACAUGCACACAGAGCACUUGUUGGUUGUGUUUCCCGUGUGGGGAAAGAGGAGGCCAACCGAAGCCAAAACAGACAGCACCUCCCAAAGGUCGAUGAGUGACAUUUAAAGCAGAGGAAUAAACGUAAUCCCUUCGUGGUCUCUCUUCUCCUUGAGCGAUGGACCAGCCUCUUCUGGGACGAGUAUCAGCUGUCAGCCGGGCCUGCUGCUCCUACAGCACCCUGAAGACCUGGCUGCCCAUCCUCUCCUGGUUGCCUAGGUACAAGCUGAAGUGGCUUCAGAUGGACCUGCUCGCAGGCCUCACCGUCGGGCUGACGACUGUACCGCAGGCGCUGGCUUAUGCUGAAGUGGCCGGCCUUCCAGUGCAGUACGGACUAUACUCUGCCUUCAUGGGGGGCUUUAUCUACGCCCUCCUGGGGACCUCUAAGGAUGUGACGCUGGGUCCCACGGCCAUCAUGUCCCUCCUGUGUUUCUCCGUGGUGGGAGGGCAGCCACACCGGGCUGUGCUGCUUAGCCUCCUCUGUGGACUCAUCCAGGCUGUAAUGGCAUUACUGAGAUUAGGUUUCCUGCUGGACUUCAUCUCUUUCCCUGUAAUAAAGGGCUUCACUUGUGCUGCUGCGGUAACCAUUGGCUUUGGCCAGGUCAAGAAUAUUCUGGGACUCCAGGGCAUUCCCCACGAGUUCUUCCUGGAGGUUUAUUACACCUUCUACAAGAUCCCAGAAGCCAGGAUAGGUGAUGUGGUACUGGGCCUUCUAUGUCUCGCUCUGCUGGUCAUGUUGUUGUAUAUGAAGACGAAUCUGGGCUCCGACGACACUCCUGGCUCCACCUACUCCAGACUCGCCAGGAAACUAGUGUGGACUGUUGCUACCAUGCGUAACGCUCUGGUGGUCGUGGCUGCUUCCUUCGUUGCAUUUUCCUGGGAUGCUUAUGGUCACCACGUGUUUACAAUCACUGGGAAAACUUCCCAGGGGCUUCCACCGUUCAGACCCCCACCCACCUCAGACACCACAGCCAACGGCAGCAUUGUCUCCUUUGGAGAGAUUGUAGAGGGCUUUGGAGGAGGGCUUGCUGUGAUUCCCUUCAUGGGUCUGUUGGAGAGCAUUGCUAUUGCUAAAGCUUUUGCCAGCCAGAACGACUACAGAAUUGAUGCCAACCAGGAACUGCUGGCUAUAGGUGUGACCAACAUAAUGGGUUCCUUUGUGUCAGCCUACCCUGUGACUGGCAGCUUUGGGAGGACAGCGGUGAACUCUCAGACUGGUGUUUGCACUCCAGCUGGAGGGAUCGUCACCAGUGUGAUAGUGUUGCUUUCCCUGGCGUUCCUCAUGCCAGCCUUCUACUACAUCCCCAAAGCUUCUCUAGCUGCUGUUAUCAUCUGUGCGGUAGCUCCCAUGGUGGAUUACCAUGUUGUGGCUAAGAUUUGGAGGAUACGCAAGCUGGACCUGCUGCCUUUCACUGUGACAUUCCUGAUGAGUUUUUGGCAGGUGCAGUACGGCAUUGUAGGUGGUGUAGCUGUAUCUGGAGCCUUGCUGUUGUACAACAUGGCAAGACCACAGAUAAAGGUGUCUGAUCACGGUGUGCUGGUGAUGGAGUUGGGCAGUGGUCUCAGCUUUCCUGCCACAGAGUACCUCAGCAGCAUCAUACACACUCAGGCUCUGCAGGUGUCUCCUCCACGGUCAGUGGUCCUGGAUUGCCACCAUGUCAGCAUCAUAGAUUACUCAGUGAUCAGUGAGCUCAGUGACCUGCUGAGGCAGUUCAAACUACGUGAAGUGCGACUGGUCUUUUCCAGAUUGCAGCCCUCUGUUCUGGAGGUUCUACUAGCAGCUGAUCUGCAGGGCCUCAGGUAUACGGACAGUGUGGAGGCAGCACUGCAGAUGGAGUCGGGAGCAUCCUCAAUGACUGACAACAAAAACAGUCCAAUCACAGACUGAAGAGGAUGUUUGAGGCAGGGCAGAGGCAAUGCAGCGACAACACUGAUCAGUGACAUUUCUGAUCUGGGGUUAUUGGGGCUGUUAUGAAGUUGAUAGUGAUGAACUACCUCCAACAACUGAUUUUCUGGCUGUAAGGUGUACGAUGACUGCCAGUGAUGCCCCUCUUUUUCCUGUCAUAGGAAAGUGUUGCACUGAACUUUACAUGUUAAACUUGACUUUGGAAAUUAUUGUGGAAUCUCAACACUACAAUACCAUCACACAACAACAUUGGACCAGAACCUUAAUACUGGGUUUUAUAGCAUUUUGUAUGCUUUUGAAGGACAUUACAUGUAUAUAUAUAUUUUUUUUUUAACUAACAAAUAAUAUUUUAAGGCUGAAGCUAAUACACAAGCUUUCAGAGACCAAAUCUGAAUUUACAGAAUAGAGCAAAGCACAUUUUAUUUAUCUAUAUAAAAGGAAAUGACAGGUGAUUGAUUUAUCUUAUUUUUAUGUUGUAAAGAAAUGUUGAAAGGCAGUAGCAAAAUGUAUGUAUUUUUUUUGUUUGUGUGUCUGUGCAUGCAGAAAUGUUUGUGACAUAGUAAAGUCAUACACAUAUAUCAAAAUAUAAUUAGUUACAUUGUCAUAAAAUUAAGUAUACACAUUCAUGCUCUCAAGGGAAAGACUUCAAAAUUAUAUUUGACCAAACAGCUGCAAAAACACAUCACAGCGCCAUUUUCUAGAAACUAGAUUAAAAUAACCAUCAGCUGCUCAAUCUCAUACCUGCAAAAGCACCAUAAUCAUUUAAAUUAACUAUAAUGACAAGCAUGCCCAACUUCCACCUUACACCACAGAAAAUUCCUGAAUAUUACAAUUUGUUGCAGUGACUUCUUACAGUCACUCAGAGCUUACUGCAGAUUCAGAUAAUUAUAAAAUAAGAAUCAAAUGAUUUAAUGUAUUAUUAUAGAUUAAGUUACCCAGCAAGAGAUUAAAAUGAGCCUCACCUUCACCAGCUGCAUCAAUCAUUACAAUCCAGUAAUAUAACUGUAGAGGAAAAUUAUUACCAUUUAGUAAUUUUCUGUAUUAACUUGUGUAUGAACCGUAAAUCUCUGAGCUAAAUCUUUGUAUGUAACCACAUUAUGAAACAGGAGACUAUGACUGUCUGUAUUAAUCUUUGUAUGCAAUCUUUGUUGGUUAAACCACAACUCUGUGUGGUAUACUACUCUGUAAGGAAGCAGGCCUGGCUCCAUUUCCGGUUAAACUGUACCCGAACUCAAAGGCAAACCCCUAAUACUGUAGAUGACCUUUUCCGAGUACAACAACCACAUUAUGUGCCAAGACUGAAAUAUAGCCUAGCCUACACAUAAAACUUCAUUUGAACCUGCUCUUAGAAGUGCAUCUUUUACGACUUACUAAUGUCUAUGACCUAAUCUGUUCAUUAGAUGUAACUGUUGAUCUUUUGUUCUUAAGCAUAUAAAAAUCCUGGUGAUGAGACACUCGUCACUGAUUUCCUUGACAGUUUGCUGAUUGUCACUUUGCUGGUUUCGGUCCUUCUGUGCAGAAGCUGAAUAAAUAUACUAAGACAAA
Dicentrarchus labrax (European seabass) is the source of this 3696-nucleotide messenger RNA. RefSeq names its product solute carrier family 26 member 11 (gene slc26a11). Gene Ontology annotation, cellular component: membrane. The coding region runs from base 364 to 2133 and encodes 589 amino acids. Gene Ontology annotation, biological process: transmembrane transport. Lineage: Eukaryota; Metazoa; Chordata; Actinopteri; Moronidae. Gene Ontology annotation, molecular function: secondary active sulfate transmembrane transporter activity. The transcript is spliced from 15 exons. The record is from RefSeq and is a predicted model, not a curated record.